This is a messenger RNA of Mucor mucedo, 270 nucleotides long. RefSeq lists its product as uncharacterized. The transcript has 3 exons. The record is from RefSeq and is a predicted model, not a curated record. The annotation marks the transcript as partial. Lineage: Eukaryota; Fungi; Mucoromycota; Mucoromycetes; Mucorales; Mucoraceae.
AUGUCGAAACAUUUACAACAAGCAGCAACAUUAGCAUUCGGGUUAGUCGAACGACUUUUAUUGAACCCUACGGUUCGUAUUCACAAUGUGGACAAGACUACUGAAAAGUUACAAAAGAUCCUUCAAGAUGGCAGAAAGAAUCUUCAUUUUAUCAGUGAUUUUGACAUGACCAUGUCUCGUCAUUGGGUUAGAAACAAGGAUACAGAUGCUUUAGAACGUAAUGCUUCCUCUCAUGGGAUUCCUGCUAGAUAUGAUAAAAUGACACCAGAG